This is a messenger RNA of Lacerta agilis (Sand lizard), 2451 nucleotides long. It is a transcript of the gene KCNJ12, whose product is annotated as potassium inwardly rectifying channel subfamily J member 12. Gene Ontology annotation, molecular function: inward rectifier potassium channel activity. The record is from RefSeq and is a predicted model, not a curated record. Gene Ontology annotation, cellular component: plasma membrane. Gene Ontology annotation, biological process: potassium ion import across plasma membrane; regulation of monoatomic ion transmembrane transport. NCBI's taxonomy places the organism in Eukaryota, Metazoa, Chordata, Lepidosauria, Squamata, Lacertidae. The transcript has a single exon. Bases 127 to 1431 code for a protein of 434 amino acids.
UGCAGCACUUCAAAAUCUAAGAGCUCCUUCCUCUCUUCCAUAGGGUCAAGACAGGGAGGGAGCUGAGGGCAAGGCCCCCCCAAAGAGUCCAGAGACCCUUCCGCCCCACUGCUGCUCGACUCAGGGAUGAGUGCAGGUAGAGUUAACCCUUACAGCAUCGUAUCUUCUGAGGAAGAAGGGUUGACUUUAACCACCAUGCCGGGAGUGAAUGGCUUUGGCAACGGUAAGAUCCACACAAGGAGGAAAUGCCGGAACCGGUUUGUUAAGAAGAACGGACAAUGCAACGUUGAGUUUACCAACAUGGAUGACAAACCACAGAGAUACAUUGCGGACAUGUUCACUACGUGUGUGGACAUCCGCUGGAGAUAUAUGCUGCUGCUCUUCUCCCUUGCCUUUCUGGUGUCCUGGUUGUUGUUUGGUCUUAUUUUUUGGCUCAUAGCGCUUGUCCACGGAGAUAUCGAGAAGCCAGUCAAGGACGAAACAUUCACCCCUUGCCUCCUCCAAGUGAAUGGCUUCGUGGCCGCUUUCCUGUUCUCCAUUGAGACACAGACCACGAUAGGCUAUGGGUUCCGGUGCGUGACAGAGGAGUGCCCGCUCGCUGUUUUCAUGGUGGUCCUCCAGUCCAUCGUGGGGUGUAUCAUAGACUCUUUUAUGAUUGGCGCCAUCAUGGCAAAAAUGGCUAGGCCCAAGAAGAGGGCUGAAACUUUACUCUUCAGCCAUCAUGCGGUCAUAGCCAUGAGGGACGGCAAGCUUUGCCUGAUGUGGAGAGUGGGGAACCUGCGGAAAAGCCACAUUGUUGAGGCUCAUGUCAGAGCUCAGCUAAUUAAGUCCAGGAUCACCGAAGAGGGGGAAUACAUCCCGCUUGACCAAAUAGAUAUCGACGUUGGGUUCGACAAAGGCUUGGACCGUAUUUUCUUAGUGUCUCCGCUCACCAUCCUCCACGAGAUCAACGAAGAGAGCCCUCUGUUUGGGAUUAGCCGGCAGGAUCUGGAAACGGACGACUUUGAAAUCGUGGUUAUCCUCGAGGGCAUGGUGGAAGCUACCGCCAUGACAACACAAGCCCGGAGCUCCUACUUGUCCAGCGAGAUCUUGUGGGGCCACCGCUUUGAGCCCGUCUUGUUUGAGGAGAAAUGCCAGUACAAAGUUGACUACUCGCACUUCCACAAGACGUACGAGGUCCCGUCGACCCCAUGCUGCAGUGCCAAGGACCUGAUGGAAAACAAAUUCCUCCUCCCGAGCACCAACUCUUUCUGCUACGAGAACGAGCUUGCCUUCAUGAGCCGCGAUGAGGAGGAGGAGGAGGAGGAGGAGGACGAUGACGACAGCAGAGGUUUGGACGAUCCAGGCUCAGACAACCAGCCUGAAUUUGAGACGCUGCAGGCCACUGUAGCUCUGGAUCAAAGAUCCUACAGAAGGGAGUCGGAAAUAUGACCCAGGGCCCCUGUAACUGCUUUCGAGGGUGUCUCCCCCCUCCCUGGUCUCUUUCCCUCCUCAACGAAACCCAACUCAAAUUAUGCAGAACAAUGCAAGUGCCAUAGGAAUGCCUGAGAGCUAGAAUGGUUUUUAGGGUGUUGUUUUUGUUGUGCGUUUUUUAAAAAAACAAAAAAAACCCAAGGUUUAAUUGCAAUAACCACUGGAUGACAUCGUCUGAGAAACCAUAGCCUGCCUCAAAGUGUUGUGAACAUCCAGUGUUAACAAAGCUGUUAAGAGAACAUAUUGAAGGACAGAUUCAAUAUGGCGGCACCACAAGCUUAGAAACCCAACCAUUGUGAGCUUGAGGCUCUGUGCAGGAGGAGUAUCAUCGCAUCCAGAGUGAUAUGAUCCAGGGCUCAUCCCUCUUGUCCUGCAACUUUAUCCCAGGGACAACAGUUCUUUAGCAAUCAGUUGGAGCAGACGGCAUUUCAGGUUUUAUCUGGAUUGCUGUUUGGUGUGGUUUAAAGCUAAAGAGUGGGUUUUCCCUGGGAAAGGUUUGGGGCAAGGGGGGAACUGCACAGACCCAUGCUUGGGAAGUGUGGGUCAAGCGGAAAACUGCUUGGACCUGUGCUUUCUAAGCACAGGACAAGUGGAAAUGUGGGCAAGCCCCUUGUCUGUAUGCUCCCCGUUGAAAAUGAGGGUAUUAUUUUUUUUAAAAAAAGCUAAGCACUAUACAAUUUCAAAAGGAGAAAAUAUUAGGAAGCAAAAUCGUGUUGUUGUUUUUCAAAAUAUGAAUGAACAAAUUAUAUUAUAUUUAAUAUAUGUAAUAUAUACAUGUACUGCCUGGAGAUGUAAUUCUGUUGCACUAGAUCAGCACUUGAAGUCCUACAGCUCAUAGUACACCUUUUUUGUUGAGGGGAAAGCAAGUGAGGUUACCGCAUUUUUCCGUCUAUAAGACGCCCCCAUGUAUAAGACACCCCCUAUUUUGGGGGCAACAACCAAUCGCCAGUCCACCCUCAGCACUAUCUGUGUAAAAGA